AUGGCCCGCUCCAGCUCUUUGCUCGCCUUCUUGGUGUUGGCCCUUGGCUGCUCUGCGAUGCUUUGCUUCGUGGGCACAACUCCAGCACCUGCAAGCAAGUCUCUCCGCGCGCCAGCAGUUCAGAUGGAGGCACGAGGUGGCGCUGACGGCGCACUGGGCGACAUGACUCCGGACACCUACAUUAUCGGAAUUACUGUGUUUGGCAUUGCAUCCUUGUUCGCCAACAUCAGCGGUCGCUCCUGCUCCUGUGCCUGUGCCGGCUUUCCCCCAAGACUUGCAAUGGCCCGCUCCAGCUCUCUGCUCGCCUUCUUGGUGUUGGCCCUUGGCUGCUCUGCGAUGCUUUGCUUCGUGGGCACAACUCCACCUGCAAGCAAGUCCCUCCGCGCGCCAGCAGUUCAGAUGGAGGCACGAGGUGGUGCAGACGGCGCUCUGGGCGACAUGACUCCUGACACGUACAUUAUCGGAAUCACUGUCUUUGGCAUUGCAUCCUUGUUCGCCAACAUCAGCGGCUUCUUCAACCCUUGA
This is a messenger RNA of Symbiodinium natans, 525 nucleotides long. NCBI's taxonomy places the organism in Eukaryota, Dinophyceae, Suessiales, Symbiodiniaceae. The record is from the annotation of a GenBank genome assembly.